Molecule: messenger RNA, 5590 nt
Organism: Cheilinus undulatus (humphead wrasse)
Lineage: Eukaryota; Metazoa; Chordata; Actinopteri; Labriformes; Labridae
Product: ephrin type-A receptor 6-like
Exons: 17
Coding region: 540-3500 (986 amino acids)
Biological process (GO): axon guidance; protein phosphorylation; cell surface receptor protein tyrosine kinase signaling pathway
Cellular component (GO): neuron projection; plasma membrane
Molecular function (GO): protein binding; transmembrane-ephrin receptor activity; ATP binding
Source: RefSeq, a predicted model, not a curated record
CUCUGAAGCCGCUGCUUCACUUUCUCCCCCGCUGCAUCCCGAUCAUUUCCCUUCACCUUUACCGCCUCUCUGCUGCAGGGAAGCAGGCAGGAGAGCUGAGAGUCCGAGACACGCUGCCAGACAAAAUAACAGGAUUUCUGAAGCCUGUCACGACUACGUGCGCCACCGGGCACACUUCUUUUGAAAAAAAUAUUUUUGCUCCUCUUCUAAACAAUGCCAUAUCGGAGACUGAAGUCCGUGGGAAAUCUACAAAGUUGUUAGAAGCUAGAGCUUCUCACCUUGUCUCUACAUUAGAUUUCACUUUCCCUGUUUUUUUUUUUUCCCCUGACUUCAUCCAAAUUCUCUGCGUUACGUGCCAUCGCCACAGCUUCCUCCAGGUGAAGGAUGGAUCUCUCUCCGGCAGUUCUCUCCAACUCGGACCCAAUGUAAGGACCAGGACACGCGGAUCGGUACCUGUGGAGGAUCCAGCCGCACUUUUCUCUGUUACCUCUCGGCGAGAAGUACCUCCAAUACAGCCGGUGAUAGAUGUUUCUGCAGACAUGAGUUUUGGAAACAGAUUUUUCCUCGUUUCACUCUGUCUUGGAAUUGUCCUCACGCGCUUCAGCCGUGGCAAUCAAGUUGUGCUGCUGGAUACAACGUCUGUACUUGGAGAGCUGGGGUGGAAGACUUAUCCUAUAAAUGGGUGGGAUGCCAUCACGGAAAUGGACGAACACAAUCGGCCCAUCCAUACUUUCCAGGUCUGCAACGUGAUGGAGCCCAACCAAAACAACUGGCUUCGCUCAAACUGGAUCUCUCGACAGGCCGCCCAGAAGAUCUACGUGGAGCUCCGCUUCACUCUACGAGACUGUAACUCCAUCCCUUGGGUGUCCGGCACCUGCAAGGAGACCUUUAACCUCUUUUACCACGAGACCGACGAGGCUCAUGGUGUCAAAUUCAAGCCUGCUCAGUACACAAAGAUCGACACCAUUGCUGCAGAUGAGAGCUUUACUCAGAUGGAUCUUGGAGAUCGGAUCCUUAAGCUCAACACUGAGGUGCGGGAGGUCGGGCCCAUGACCAGGAAGGGCUUCUAUUUGGCUUUCCAGGACAUCGGUGCCUGCAUUGCCUUGGUUUCAGUAAGGGUUUAUUAUAAGAAAUGUCCAUUCACAUUGAGGAACCUAGCCUCAUUUCCAGACACAGUUCCUCGUGUGGACUCGUCCUCAUUGGUGGAGGUGAGGGGUGCGUGUAUUGACCAUGCUGAAGAACGGGACACGCCCAAACUGUUCUGUGGAGCUGAUGGAGACUGGUUGGUUCCCUUGGGAAGAUGCGUCUGCAGCGUUGGGUAUGAGGAGAUUGAUGGAUCCUGCAGUGCAUGCCAUCCUGGCUUCUACAAGGCAUAUGCUGGAAAUACCAAGUGCUCAAAGUGCCCUCCGCACAGUUUCAGCUAUGGAGAGGGAGCUUCCAUCUGUCGCUGUGAGAAGGGCUUCUUCAGGGCUGAGAAAGAUCCUCCAACCAUGGCUUGUACACGCCCUCCAUCUCCUCCCCGUAACGUGAUGUUUAACCUGAAUGACACCUGUCUGAUGCUGGAAUGGUCCCCUCCCAGUGACACAGGUGGUCGCAGGGAUCUCACCUACAACGUCCUGUGCAGACGCUGCGGCCCAGAGCCAGGCCAGUGCCAGCUCUGUGAGGAGGAUCUUCGCUUCCUACCAAGGCCGUUGGGUCUGACCAACGCUACUGUUACUGUCACGGACUUCUCAGCAAACGCCAACUACACCUUUGAAAUUGAGUCCCUCAACGGUGUUUCAGACAUGAGCUCCUUUCCUCCCCAAGUAGCCGCCAUCACCGUCAGCACUGAUCAGGGUGGACCAUCUCUGGUUGGGGCUCUGAAGAAGGACUGGGCUUCUCCUAACAGCAUCGCUCUGUCUUGGCAGCAGCCAGAACAAACAACGCUUCCCAUCCUCGACUAUGAGAUCAAAUAUUAUGAAAAGGAGCAUGAGCAGCUGAGCUACUCAUCUACGCGCACCAGGGCUCCCAGUGUAAUCAUCUCAGGUUUAAAACCAGCAACCUGGUACGUCUUCAGUGUUCGCACCCGCACGUCAGCUGGAUACAGUUCCUACUCCCCAAAAUAUGAAUAUGAAACCACAGGGGACUCAUCAGACAUCGCUUCAGAUCAAGGCCAGGUAUUGGUCAUCGUCACAGCGGCUGUUGGUGGAUUUACUCUCCUCGUCAUCCUCACCCUCUUCCUCCUGAUCACAGGAAGAUGUCAGUGGUACUUUAAGGCUAAGAUGACUUCAGAAGAGAAAAGGAGGACCAGUUAUCAGAAUGGACAUGUCCCCUUCCCAGGAAUAAAAACCUACGUGGACCCUGACACAUAUGAAGAUCCCACACAGGCCAUCCAUGAGUUUACCAAAGAGAUUGACCCAUCCCGGAUUCGCAUUGAGAGGGUGAUAGGAGCAGGGGAGUUUGGUGAGGUGUGCAGCGGACGCCUGAGAACCCCAGGAAAGAAGGAGAUUGCCGUGGCAAUAAAGACACUGAAAGGAGGCUACGUGGAACGUCAGAGGCGAGACUUCCUGCGUGAGGCAUCAAUCAUGGGCCAGUUUGAUCACCCUAACAUCAUCAGGCUGGAGGGUGUGGUCACAAAAAGCAGGCCUGUGAUGAUUGUGGUGGAGUACAUGGAGAAUGGAUCGCUGGACUCAUUCCUGAGGCAACACGAUGGCCACUUUACUGUCAUCCAGUUGGUCGGCAUGUUGCGUGGAAUUGCUGCAGGAAUGAAGUAUCUAUCAGACAUGGGCUACGUUCACAGAGACCUGGCAGCUCGGAACAUCCUGGUCAACAGCAACCUGGUGUGUAAAGUCUCAGACUUCGGCUUGUCGAGAGUCCUAGAGGAUGACCCAGAGGCUGCUUACACCACAACGGGUGGAAAGAUCCCCAUCCGAUGGACUGCUCCUGAGGCCAUCUCAUACAGGAAAUUCUCCUCAGCUAGUGACGCGUGGAGUUAUGGCAUCGUUAUGUGGGAAGUGAUGUCAUAUGGGGAGCGGCCAUAUUGGGAAAUGUCUAAUCAAGAUGUGAUUCUGUCCAUUGAAGAGGGCUACAGGCUGCCUGCACCCAUGGGCUGCCCAGUCGCGUUGCACCAGCUGAUGCUGCACUGCUGGCAGAAGGAGAGAAGUCAUCGGCCAAAAUUCACUGAUGUUGUUUCCUUCUUGGAUAAACUGAUCCGUAACCCUAGCAGCCUGCUACCCCUGGUAGAAGACAUUCAGAGUUUACCAGAGUCUCCGGGGGAAGAAAUGGACUACCCAAUGUUCAUCUCCAUCGGCGACUGGCUAGACUCCAUUAAGAUGAGCCAGUACAAGAGCAAUUUUAUGGCUGCAGGCUACAACACAAUAGAUUCUGUUGCAAGGAUGAGUAUUGAAGAUGUGAGGAGUAUUGGUGUGGAGCUGAUCGGCCACCAGAGGCGGAUCAUCAGCAGCGUACAGACCCUCCGGCUUCAGCUACUGCACGAACAGGAGAAGGGUUUCCAUGUAUGAGGACACCCUUCAACACAGCCUGGGACGGACAGAUAGACGGAGCAGACGGAAGUGAAGUCUAGACCUUUGGACGGACUAGUGUCCAGCCUGUGCCUGUGUCUGAACUCCUCAUGCAAGAGGUCAUCAGACAGACUACCACAGCAGACUGCCCCCUUGGUCUUCCUCAUAUCCAGUAGUGACUGACUUUUUCGUACUAUACACCCCUUAACCAGAGAACCUGGUCCUGCCAGACUAUUACAGACUGAAAAGACUGGCCAAGGCCCUUACUUAGGGGGAAUGUAAUGCCUUGUUGCAGCAGCAGUACUUUGUGUAAGAAGCAACAAUAUCUAGAGGUGUAGAUUUGCAAACAUAAUCUACUAAAUCUUUUGACUCUUUUGUUUUUUGCUCUGAGUUAUGUGCUCAUGUAGCUGCUAUCGGGUGUGCAAUCGAAAAGGUUGAUAAAAGUAUCCUGGAUACUGUUUAUUUUAUGAGUUUUAUAAUUAAUCAUGAAGAAAUUAUUUGCAUUGCUUUAGUUUACACUCUCCAGAGAAUCUGGUAUGCUAAUACUUGAAGGAAGACGUGAGAAGUAAGUAAUGGAGCUUUUCUGAAUGUUUAAAAGUGUAUAGACAAGUAAUCGCUAAUUAUUAUCAUUAACAAAUAUCUAUAUAUGUGCAGUCCUGUAUGUGAAAGCCCUAGUAAAUUGGAUCUUAUUUACAACAGUUUAUUUAUAUAAGAGUUCUAUCCAAAAUCAGCAAUACAGAGUAAUGCAGUCACCUCAGUGUUUCAGACGGACAUAGAGAAGAGGGGUCGUGCAAUGGCAGAGCUUGACAUAGUCAGAAAUGCAGUUAUUAUCCUCCUAAAGUUACAGAGCUGGAUCUGUUGCCUUCAGAUGAAUAACCAUACAAGUCUGUUCUGACAGUUUUUAGCAACCAGAAUACUCACAGUUGUUUGAUAAGCCUGUUUUUUGGAUUGUGAAUGUUAAACAUUGCCUGAAAGUACACAAUCUCCACUGUCUUAACAAAUGAAUGUUCACAGAGCUUAGAUUUAAAUAGGAGAUGUCUGAAAUUGUCUGAAAACUUAACAAGGACUGAUAUGGUUUUUCAGGAUUAGCUGUUUUUUUUUCUUUUUCAUUUAUUGUUUUGCCUGUACACACAUUUAUAAAGAUGGUGGUUUGCACUUCUAGGACAAAGUGAUCCAAGAUGUCAGAGCAGAAUAACUACUUCCUACUGGACAUAUUUCACAAAGCAGUUUUACUCUGGUCUGUUCAUACAUUGCAGUCAUGUAAAAGUUGUGGUAAAGUCUGGGAAAGAAGUGUAUAUAAAGGUAGUGUGAAAUGAUUAUGGAUCUUCAGUAUAUGAUGUCAGAUGUUAGCCAUUGAAAUCAACUUUUUUUCUAAUUCUGUAAGUCAGUGCUGGAUAGGCAGGGCUGCAAAAUAUAAGUCAUUUGUUGAGUUUGGGGCAGAAAAAGUAGCUUAUAUAUGGGUAAUGGAAAGCAGGGAUCUGUCAAUGGGUGUUGUUGUGUGAUUAGGUCAAAGAGGCAGACAGAAUCUGAACAUCCACAUAAACAACAGCAUCAUAACUCAUGUUAUUCUAGCAUCAGGCACACACACACUGACAUACAUAAAAGAAUGCCUUACAGUCCUUUAACCAUGAUGAAACUCACUUUAGAAUGGUUCAUAAUAUCUAGACAGGACCUAACCAUUACAUUGACUUUUUUUUUAAAUUUAGUUCAUUAAAUCCACCCCCCUUAUCAGUUGCUUUUUACAUUUUUUAAACAACCUGUUGCUAAAUGAUUAUUGUCCAAGGCAAAGUGGAUCUAAAGAUCUGUGCCUUUUGGUCACAAUGUAGUUAUGCAGCCGAGCCUUCAGGAGUAAAAACACAACCCUAUACAUAUGCACACCAACACUCACAGUCUUUACCCCUCUACAGAAUAUGGAAAAUAUCAGAUGCUGUUUGUUUAGCAUGUUCUACUGCUGAGCAAUGUUAGAACGUUCUUUUGUACAAAGUACAAGUAUACUUAUAAUUCUUGUAUUUUAUUUUUCUAUUAUUUCCAAAGAGAUGUUGUAGAUCUUGCACACUGUAAGAGGCAGUUAACGCGAAUAUUUAUUUGCA